AUGAAAGUGAUCAUUGCCGCCCUCGCCCUCGUGGCCAUCGCCGCCGCCGCCCCUACAGAGUACAAGCCACAACCACAGAUUCUCAAGUCGGUAUUUGAGCAUAAACCUGACGGAGGAUACAAUUUCAGGAGAGCCUCACACGCGUUGAAAUCUAUUAUAAUAAUUAGUAAUUAUCGCACCGCGCCACCUAAACUUAUGCCGUAUAUAUUUGAAAAUAUCAUUGCCGCCCUCGCCCUUUUGGCCCUCGCCGCCGCCUUUCCUCUAGAGAAUAAGGAACCAACAAAGAUCCUCCGCUCAGAACACGAGCAAAGACCCGAAGGGCAAUACAACUUCAAUUUCGAAACUGACGAUGGAACUUCACGCCAGGAGCAAGGUUCAAUCAAGGAAGUCCUAGAUGAGAAGAAGGUACCCCAAAAUGUCGUUGUCGUUCGCGGAUUUUACACCUAUGUCAGCGAAGGCAAACCAAUUACCGUCGAAUACGAAGCUGAUGAGAACGGUUACCGUGCUUUUAGUGAUGCCAUCCCUAAACAAGCUCCAUCCAGGAGA
Brenthis ino (lesser marbled fritillary) is the source of this 546-nucleotide messenger RNA. NCBI's taxonomy places the organism in Eukaryota, Metazoa, Arthropoda, Insecta, Lepidoptera, Nymphalidae. The record is from the annotation of a GenBank genome assembly.